AUGCUUUGCAACGGAAAAGCACGACUGAGUAGGUACACAGGAUCAAUGCAAUCAGCAAGAAAGCCUGAGAGAAAAGUUAAAGUUUUUGUUGAUGACAAACAGGAUCGAAGGAACUCUUUUAUUUUGUCCACGGUGAGAAUCAUCGUCGGAGGAUCUCUUGCCGUCCUUUUCAUCGUCAAAGACUUAGCUUGCGUUAUAUUGUUUGGAGUCGUGCGACUCCUGGGUGAAACUCUACGAUGGUUUGUCAACUUUAUUAUUCGAUUCACAGAGGAAAUAUUAAUAACGAUUGUGAGGGUAACAAUGCGUAGUGCUGAAGAAUUAUUUAACCUUUUAUUUGGUGUUAUUCUUCAGAUCAUAAACAAUGGAGGUAGAGUGCUAGUUCGUGGAUUGCAGCAAAUCAUUGGAGUUGUAGGUUACUUGUUCAUUAUCGCCAGCUUUGCGGUGGCCUAUCUUUUUCAUCGGAUAAUUUCUUUUUUAUUUUCUGAAAGGUAAAAUUCGGUCGUAACUAACUGUUGUUUAUGCACUGCGUAUUAAGUUGAUCAAAUUUCAUAAAUAUUUUACCUGUAAUUUGCAUAUCAGUACUUUUGUCACGCCAUCAAUAGAUCGGUUUCUGUUCCUCGUAUUUGGUUAGAAGUUUAGUUUGUGUCUUCUGAUACAAAGCUACUACUGACUUUCUGAGGAAGAAAACAAAGCUUUGGAAACAACGUUAUCUUCUAAAUUAUUCAAAACAAGGAACCAACCGAUACGUUUAAGAACUGUUAAAAUGAAGUUGCCGUCGAAAUUGGAAGCGUGCACUGCACUCGCUUUAGAUUCGGCGACUUCGUUGUGCGGGGUGCUGCAGAGCUUGAAGAGAAACUGAAGUAUCAAAAUACGCCUCAGAACUAAGGAGAGACUUCGUAUACAUAUAAAGGGAGAAUUUAUUUGCUACAAGCUAACAUGGCGCCAAAGAAAUCGAAAGAGUCACAAGAAAGUCCGACAACUCAUUUACAAUUAUCACGCGUCAUCUUUCGAAUCAUUUCUCACAUGAUCUGCAAUUUCUAUCUACUCGUAGUGCAGUACACUGGAAAAGCAAUGCAUACUAUACUACAGGUGUUAUUUGAGACGAUUCGCGAUGUUAUCAAGAUUAUACUGAUGUUAGUUGCCCGCGUGUUCUCUGAUAUCUGCUACGGUGCGGCCCAUAUCGUAGAAAAGAUAAUUGAAGCUGUGCUAUAUAUUGUUCUUCAACUCAUUCUGAUAGCAGGGAGUUUGAUUAAUCGAACAGUGAGAGGAUUUGUGGAUCAGGCGGGAUAUAGUAUUUCGUCAACCGUGUUUAUUGUUCUCACCGUCCUAAUUUGGUGGGUUGUUCUUCCCGCGCUAGUAAACUUUGGUCACGCAGUCUUGCAGUCAAUUAAUGAAUUCGUCACGCAAUUACUAUGA
This is a messenger RNA of Porites lobata, 1416 nucleotides long. The record is from the annotation of a GenBank genome assembly. NCBI's taxonomy places the organism in Eukaryota, Metazoa, Cnidaria, Anthozoa, Scleractinia, Poritidae.